This is a messenger RNA of Coregonus sp. 'balchen', 5439 nucleotides long. NCBI's taxonomy places the organism in Eukaryota, Metazoa, Chordata, Actinopteri, Salmoniformes, Salmonidae. The record is from the annotation of a GenBank genome assembly.
GACAGUGAAAACAAAACCAAAGAACUGCAACUUCAUAAGUGAGACCUGCGCAUAGUACUUUUCUCGGUGAAGUUGGGACAUAUUCAUCGGUAUAAAAAAACAUAUAAAAUGGAAUCUGGUGCUUAUGGGGCCUCGCUGUCUGGAGGUGCCUUCGAUUUUAUGAGCUUUAUUAAACAACCUCAAACCAUAGUCCGCAUCUUGAGCUGGGUGAGUGAUUUCCGCUAGGUUGAAAGCCAGCGUGCUAACUGUCUAACUAGCAACCAUAGCUAGCUGUCUGAUUAACUACAGUACACAUCACAAUUGUAUUGUAUUUUUAUGGAAAAGCUUUGCGCGUCAAGGCAAGAAGGCAAAACAUCUGCAAGAGUUGUUGACUUAUUUUCUAGUUUGUGAUGUUGUAGCAGUUGUGGAAAAGUUGCCAAUGACACUUGGCUAAUGCUAGCUAACUAGCAGGCUUUCCAGCUGUGUUCUAGCAGGGAACAUUUCCUCGUGACCAGAUUAGCUGUGUCAACCAAACUAAGCGUUUUGCCACCUGUUGAUGAUGUUAGUUGUAAACCUGCCAAAGGCCAAUUUUUGAGUUACAUAUGUCAGUAGUUUGCUGCUGUAACGUUAGCUCGCAGCCAUGACGUGGAAGAAGUUCGUUAAACUACUAUCUGAUCAACUGUCAGUCUGACAGAUCCACCACACGACGGUCAUCCCAUGAACUUCCUUACACCUGUAACAGUUUUGCAAGGAUAGCUGUGAUGACAAUUUGUUUGUAUGCAAUUAGCUAUAUUAUUAUAAGACAGACAAUGUGUUUAGUUCAAUGGGGAAAACAUAUUAAUUGAUGUUGCAAUACAGUUCGAUGUCAAGAGGAGAUGGCUAUUGGAUGCACUGAGCUAGCUAAGAUGAAGCCCGUAUGGAAAAGUCCCAUUUGGAUUCCCAUCGGAAAUCAUCAUGGGAUACAGGUCAUGGAACCCCAGUUUGGGUGUUUUCACUUAAAAACCCUUUGGGGCAACCGCGAGCUGUCUCAACGCAAAUGCUACUGCUCAGUUCACUUGCCCAGGCAAUAGGCCAACCCUUAAUGUCAACCCCUGUUAUAGAAAAGUAUACAAUACUAUCUGUUUUUGAUGUUGGUCUAGGGCACCCAUGAGAUCUGUUUGUUUCUGCUAACAUUCCAAUACUCUGUGCCAUAUGCCAAACAUGACACAGCAGCACAAAACGGGUCUGGAUUUCAAGCUACACAUGAGACACCCAUGUCGUAAGCUGUCCAACAGUGGCAUGUAUUCAUGGAUGCUAAGGGAAGCCAGGCUUCCCCAAAAAAUUGACCAAGAAACAAAGAAAAUAAUUUAUCUUUCGUCUCUCUCACAAUUUUCAUUCAAUUCGUAAGUGGCUAAAUGUAUCUCACCAGAGAAAGCAUCCUCCCGAGUGGCACAGUGGUCUAAGGCGCUUACGAAUUGAAUGAAAAUUGUGCCACUAGAGAUCCUGGUUCGAAUCCAGGCUUUGUCGUAGCCGGCCGCGACCGGGAGACCCAUGGGGCGGCGCACAAUUGGCCCAGUGUCGUCCAGGGUAUGGGGAGGGAAUGGCCGGCAGGGAUGUAGCUCAGUUGGUAGAGCAUGGCGUUAGCAACGCCAGGGUUGUGGGUUCAAUUCCCACGGGGCGCCAGUGUGAAAAAUUAAUGACUAAAAUGUAGGCCAUCUAUAUGAUGCUGUCUGGUCAAAAAGAGUAUUACAUUGUUGCCGGCCAUAUCAUUGAAUGCAAGGUAAUAAAAUAAAGUAAUAGUCAAUCAGCAUUGAGCUCAACUGUGAAUGGUCCUGGCACACGCAAGGGAAGCCAGUUUGGAUUUGGCUUCACACUAACCAAAAGUAAUUGACAGAAAAAAAACUUGAAUUGUUGCAAGUCGUUGUGCCGUUGUCCUCCGGUGGCUAGCUAGCUAAAAUAAUCCCUUUCCUAAAUUAGCCAUGGAUGGAAAUAGGGAUUUGGACUUGUGGCUUUCUCCGUACUGGCCAAUGAUUAUAACAGUGAUUCUGAACCAAAUAUUUGUUACCCCUUUUUCAUGAUAUCCAAUUGGUAGUUACAGUCUUGUCCCAUCGCUGCAACUCCCGUACGGACUCUGGAGAGGCGAAGGUCGAGAGCCACGCGUCCUCUGAAACACGAACCUGCCAAGCCGCACUGCUUCUUGUCACACUGCUCGCUUAACCCGGAAGCCACACCAAUGUGUCGGAGGAAACACUUUACAACUGGCGACCGAAGUCAGUGUGCAUUCGCCCAGCACGCCACAGGAGUCGCUAGAGCGCGAUGGGUCAAGGACAUCCCGGCCGGCCAAACCCUCCCCUAACCCCAACGACGCUGGGCCAAUUAUGCGCCUCCUCAUGGGUCUCCCGGUCACGGCCGGCUGCAACACAGGCUGGGAUCGAACCCGGGUCUGUAGUGAUGCCUCUAGCACUGCGAUGCAGUGCCUUAGACCGCUGCGCCAUUCGGGAGGCCGGUAAUUCUGAUCUAACCAUAAAUUCAUACAUUGUGCCCCUGGCCUGAGAGGAUGGAAGUUCCACAUAAUGCUGUCCACAUCCACUACAGGUCGGCUUCAUAACGCUGUCCACAUCCACUACAGGUCGGCUUCACAAUGCUGUCCACAUCCACUACAGGUCGGCUUCACAAUGCUGUCCACAUCCACUACAGGUUGGCUUCAUAAGGCUGGCCACAUCCACUACAGGUCGGCUUCAUAAUGCUGCCCACAUCCACUACAGGUCGGCUUCAUAAUGCUGCCCACAUCCACUACAGGUCGGCUUCAUAAGGCUGUCCACAUCCACUACAGGUCGGCUUCAUAAUGCUGCCCACAUCCACUACAGGUCGGCUUCAUAAGGCUGUCCACAUCCGCUAAAGGUUGGCUUCAUAAAGCGUUAGGUCAAAGCCUGUGCAGAGCCGCCAUGUUGGUGUGGAGUGCAUGACAUUAAACCCCUGGGCCAGAGCCCCAGAUAUCAGCCACUUAGGGGACCACACACACACAAAACUACUCCCACGUUUUUCAAUGAUGAUCCAAGUUAAAAAAAUAAAUAAUAAUAAGUGCACAACUGAUCACGUUUCUCCUAUAUUCACCUUGAAACACUUUACAACUGGCGACCGAAGUCAGUGUGCAUUCGCCCAGCACGCCACAGGAGUCGCUAGAGCGCGAUGGGACAAGGACAUCCCGGCCGGCCAAACCCUCCCCUAACCCCAACGACGCUGGGCCAAUUAUGCGCCUCCUCAUGGGUCUCCUGGUCACGGCCGGCUGCAACACAGGCUGGGAUCGAACCCGGGUCUGUAGUGAUGCUGGUAGAGCACGGCGCUUGUAACGCUAAGGUAGUGGGUUCGAUCCCCGGGACCACCCAUACACAAAAAAUGUAUGCACGCAUGACUGUAAGUCGCUUUGGAUAAAAGCGUCUGCUAAAUGGCAUAUUUAAAUUAAAUUAUUUUUUGAUGAAAGUUAAACAUUUCACUGUACUUGUGCAUGUGACAAUAAAACUUGAACUCGAACACACUCCCCCUGAAGUUAUCCUCUACCGUUACCCAUCCCUCCAGACAUUACCUUUCAUGUUUUUUCCCCCAGGGCAUACUGUAAUUUUGUAUUUCACCAUGUGAUUGGUUACAGGUUUUCUAACUAACACUGUGCUACACCUAGUACAACGUGUCUUAUAUGAUAAUAAGAUUAUAGGCCUAUGUGACGGACCCCAAGGUGUUCUAACAGACAUGUUUUUGUAUUUUCAGCUCUUUUCCAUAGUGGUGUUUGCGACGAUCACUGGAGAAGGCUAUGUCAACCCUCCGAACAAACCUGACGCCGAAUGCAUGUUCAACGGGAAUGAUAGCGCCUGCGGCUUCGGAGUGGGUAUCGGAAUUUUGGCCUUUCUCGCCUGCGUCAUCUUCAUCGUUCUGGACGCCUACUUCCCUCAGAUCAGCAACGCUAAAGAGAGGAAGAACAUUGUCACUGGCGAUUUGAUCUUCUCCGGUUAGGGGGAUUUUUUUGGUGAUACUUCCAAUGCUAAAUCUGUAAGGCUGUAGUUUGGCACCCAGAACUGACACUUCUGGUCAGAUUUUUUAACGAUAAUCUUGCCAACACUUCCUAUGAAUAGCCUAGCUUCCUAAUAAUGCAUUACAAACAGGUUUAUAAUGCCUUAUAUGCCAUGCAUAAUUCACUAUACUUAACGACAUAGGUACUAAAGGUGCACUGCUUAUAAACAUCUAUAACUACACUCAUAGUGUUGUGCAUUGUAAUGCAUUACGCAUUGCUCAUAAGGCGUUAUAAAUGCACUUAUAAUGCAAUAUGAAGCGGGUAUUCGUAGGAAGUGUUAACAUAACCUUUACUUUCCCUCCUCUGUCUCCUGUCAGGAGUGUGGACGUUGUUCUGGUUCAUCUGCUUCUGUGUCCUGGCCAAUCAGUGGUCUCACACCACCAAAGCAGUAGAGAUCUCUGCCGACGCCGCCCGAGCUGUAGUGGCCUUCUCCUUCUUCUCCAUUGUCACUUGGGUGAGCUGCUCUCUAUCCCUCUUUCUCUCUCCCCCCUCUCUUUCUCUAUUGCUCUCUCUCUCUAUCCCUCUUUCUCUCCUCUCUCUCUAUAUCCCUCUUUCUCUCCUCUCUUUCUCUAUUGCUCUCUCUCUCUUUUGCUCUCUCUGUCUCUCUCUAUUUGAAACUGCUAGCUGGAGCUCGUCUGAGCGGUUGGCAGUGAACCCGCUAGUAAUUAAUGCUGAUUGUUAGGGUUGUGUCUCGCUACAGGCUGUCAGGCAAGAACAAGGCAGAUGUGUCCAUAUCCAGAGGUUUACUAUCUCUUGGUCACCACCACACACACACACACACACACAACAUAGAAGUAAUCUUUGUGGUUCUAUAAGGAAGGAGAAUACAUGUACAAAUUAACAGUGAUAAUACAGCUAUACAUUUGGAACUGUACCUAGCUUAGAUACUGUAGCAUAGCAUUUCAGACACAUUCACAUAUAACUACAGAGAGAGGCUAAUCACUGAUGAGGCUGCCAGUCAGGAUUCAUUACUCUGUCUCUUGUCCAGCUAUCAAGUGUGCAUGCGGCAGCACACCAGGCAUUCUAGAAUAUUCUACUUAGCUUACACAUAGCACUCUCUGGCAGUAAUUGUAACAUGCACAUAAUGCUCUACAUCUGCAUUGCUUGCUGUUUGGGGUUUUAGGCUGGGUUUCUGUAUAAGCACUUUGUGACACGUUAUGGGAUUUAAAAAAACGUAUUUACCAAUCUUUCCUCUCUCACAGGCUCUAUUGACUACAUUUGCUCAUACAAGAUACCGCCAAGGAGUGAGUGACAUUGACCUGGGCUACACAGACCCAGCCAAUGACUACAGCACCCCUUACCCAGCCACCUCCGCCUAUCCCGCAUACCCCACCAGUGGGCCAGAGGGCUACCAGCAGUCCCCUUUCACCCCCCAAAACCAAGAGCAUCCAGCACCAUACCAGCCCCCGUCUUACUGA